This is a messenger RNA of Eruca vesicaria subsp. sativa (arugula), 1109 nucleotides long. The record is from the annotation of a GenBank genome assembly. NCBI's taxonomy places the organism in Eukaryota, Viridiplantae, Streptophyta, Magnoliopsida, Brassicales, Brassicaceae.
AUGGCUGUUGUACCACUUCAAACCAAACAUACUCUAAGUCCCAUCACCAACAACAUCACAACAAGUCACCGUCCCUCGCUUCUCCGUAUCACAUGCUCAGUUACUACCACCAACAAGUCUCCUCUACUGUCCAAUGACACAUCUUUGCAUUCCACAUGGACCCACCGCUUAUGGGUAUCAGCUGGCUGCACCACAGUCUCUAUCUCUUUUGCCAAAUCUAUCAUUGGAGGGUUUAGUUCUCACCUCUGGCUCGAACCAGCUUUAGCCGGUUUUGCCGGUUACAUCUUAGCAGAUCUAGGCUCAGGUAUGUACCACUGGGCCACUGAUAACUACGGAGAUGAGUCAACGCCUCUCGUAGGAACCCAUAUCAAAGAUUCUCUUGACCACCACGAGUGUCCUUGGACAAUCACCGAACGGGGGUUUGCAAACAAUCUACACUUUCUGGCACGUGGCACGACCCUGAUGGUGCUCCCACUAGACCUUGCAUUUGAUGACCAUGUGUUUCAUGGCUUUGUAAGCAUGUUUGCGUUUUGCGUAUUGUUUUGUCAGCAGUUUCAUGUUUGGGCUCAUGGAACCAAGAGCAAGCUUCCACCUCUUGUGGUGGCGUUGCAGGAUAGUGGAGUGCUUGUGUCAAGGACACGGCACGUGGAUCAUCACCGAGCUCCGUUUAAUAACAAUUAUUGUGUAGUGAGUGGGGUUUGGAACAAGUGUUUGGAUGAAAGUAAGUUCUUUGAAGCGUUAGAGAUGGUGUUGUAUUUCAAGCUCGGGGUGAAGCCAAGGUCAUGGACCGAGCCAGACUCUGAGUGGUCGGAAGAAACUGACAUAUCUAAAUGUUAGCCUUUGAUUUGACACAUCUCUUUGAGUUAUUGGUUUGGUGUUUACUUUGACCAGUUUUGGUUACGAAGGGGUCUAAUAGCACCUUUAAAAAUGUUGGGUGUUAGCUAAUAACUUUAGUUAACCAAAGAAUGCAAAAUGUGAUUCUUUUUCUAUAAAUUUCAAGACUUGUAAUGUGCUAGUGAUCACAAUAGCCCCAAAGCUUUUCUAAUGUACACCACAACACUGUUUAGCUUAAUCUCUAUCGUUUGGCAAGCUAUGGAAACAAUGUAAAC